Messenger RNA from Penicillium atrosanguineum, 891 nucleotides. Its product is annotated as fungal specific transcription factor domain-containing protein. The record is from RefSeq and is a predicted model, not a curated record. Bases 1 to 891 code for a protein of 296 amino acids. The transcript has a single exon. Lineage: Eukaryota; Fungi; Ascomycota; Eurotiomycetes; Eurotiales; Aspergillaceae.
AUGGCGCCUACAGAUCCCCAGAGCGAGUUUCAUAAACGACACACGGCUAUGCAGGCAUGGAUCUUGGCACUUCCUGCAUGGCUCCAGUGGAGUGAGCAGAAUUAUGCCAUUCAUAAUGAAUUAUCCCAGGAACGACAGUUCAUCAUUCUGCAUCUGCUACGCCUAAGUUCUAUGUGUGUCGCUCAUCAGGCAUACCUCCCACACAACAAUGGGCCAUCCAUGUUGCUGGACACUGUGGACGGUGCAGGUCUAUCGCUUCUACAUGAUGAUCCUGCUCUUAUCGCACCCUGCGUGGCCAAUGCAAUGGCGGCGGGGGAAAUGGUUGCGUGGUUGAUCGACAAUGACCCCCUUGCGGAGCAAAGAUUGCGUUCUCCAUGGGUGGGAGUAGCAUUGCUAUCUGCUUCUGCGGGGCUUCUAUGGCUGCAAUAUAACGACAGCCAACAAUUCAACCUAUCAUCUGGCAUGGCGGAGAAAUACUUGGAAUACUUUGACAAACUCUUUGAAUGCUGGAAGCCCGCGUGGAAUGUUGCGUCUGAGUGGUUCCAAAUCCUGAAAGGAAUGAAGAUACUUUAUCGCAUGGCAUAUCUAGGUGAAAUCACCGGUGAUACAUCGCAAGAUGAGAUAUCUCCGGAUGAACUGGGCGCGUCAACGGAUCACGAAGAGCGGCAAUACUACCCGAGACCUGGAGAUGGUCUUCCACCCAUGGAUACCGCAGCUCCUCUUUAUACUCUCCUGCGAGAAAACAUAGCGAGCCCCAUUCAUCAAAGCAUCGCUCAGUGGCAUUGGAUAUGGCUUCAUCUUGCUGGAACUUGGCCGCGAAGCUUCUCGGAUGAACUAGUUCAAUCAUUAGCCUUGCAGGACCAGGAAGGACUUCCAGGGCCACUGUUUUAG